ACAUGAUAAGUCCGCGCCGCGUUUCUGUUGUUAUUCUGACUCGGCUGGAGAAAGGAAAAAUGUCUCCAAAAUCCAAAAGCUCCUGCUGAAGUGACUGAUCUUCAUGUGAAACACUGUUAUAAAGAUGGCGCUUGUUAAAGAGGAGUGUGAUGACGUGAAGAUUGAAGAAGUAAUAAUUAAGCAGGAAGAUCUGGAGGAGCAAACAGACCUGAAGCCGUUUGUGUGCGAUCAAUGUGGAAAGAGUUUCCCACACAAAGAGACCUUUAAUACUCACGUGAGUCUUCACUGUGGAGAGAGGCGUAACCCCAGUCGGUGUGGGAAAACUUCUGAAACGAAGAAAUCUACUGGCACUGAAGCUUUCAAGUGUUGUCAGUGUGAAAAGAGUUUUAAACUCAAAAGCACCUUUAAAAAGCACGUACAAAUUCACUUUAAAGAUGGCUGCUUUACAUGCCAGCUGUGCGGAAAGAGAUGCAACGAAUGGGGAUUGUUUGAGCAGCACGUGAGAGUUCACACCGGAGAAAAACCUUUCAGCUGCCAACAGUGCGGGAUGAGUUUCAAUCUGAAAGCGCACCUCCAAAGCCACACCAGAGUUCACACUGGAGAGAAACCGUUCACGUGCCAACAAUGUGGGAAAAGUUUUUCUCAAAUCCAUAACCUUAAGGCCCACAUAAGAGUUCACACCAGAGAAAAACCGUUUCCCUGUCACGAGUGCGGAAAGGGGUUUUCUCAUUCGCAGAACCUUAAAGUCCACAUGAGAACUCACACAGGAGAGAAGCGGUUUACCUGCCAGGAGUGCGGGAAGAGUUUCAGUCAACUAGGGAGCGUUCGAGUCCACAUGAGCAUUCACACCGGAGAAAAGCCUUUCAGCUGCCAAGAGUGCGGAGCCAGCUUCAGAACACAACCGAACCUCAAUGUCCACAUGAGAGUUCACACUGAAGCCAACAAGUUCACCUGCCAAGAGUGUGGAGCGAGUUUCAGUCAAAAAGGAGGCCUGACGAUCCACAUGAAAAUUCACACCGGAGAAAAGUCCAAAAAUAAGAAAGAUAAAUAAUCUUGUAUUUCCUUUUCCUUUUCUUACUCCAUUGGCAGAUUAUUUUGCGUUUUUUAUAGCAAAACUCGCUUCAUUUUAGGCAAUUAUUUCUGAAAAUAAGACGAUAUGUUUUGCUUCACUCUGAUGGUAAAGCAUUAAAUUCACUUUAAACUCUUUUAUUUAUUACUCCUCUCCAAAUAUUCACACUUGUGCCUUUGCUACCAGAGUAGAACUACAUUACCCACAAUCUCCUGCACUGAUUACACACUCGCCUGUUCCCCAUUAUCUGGACUAUUAAAGCCACACUCGAGCUGACGCUCAUUGCGAAGUCAAGUAUUUCCUGGCUGACAUUACUGAGGGUUUUCUCUCAUUCUGUGAUCAUUUAGGUAGUGGUGGGCAAAGCGAGGCUUCAUGAAACAGUUGAAUCAAAUGCGUCGAAGCUUCGAAACCCCACUCUAUAGUAACAGUUACGCAAAAUGAGGUAUUAAACCCCAUGUUGUAGAGAUGGGGUUUCAACUGAUUUAGUGGACUAUUGAGAGUUCCAGACUAGCAUGCAGAGAUAAUGGGUUCGAACCCAGUGUGAUGCAGCUAUAGAUGUUGGGUUUUAAAUGCUCAGUUCUUCUAACGUGUUUUGUUUUAACAUUGGUCUGACAUCUGAACGAACACUUUGCGAAUAAAUAGGUCUUGUUUUGGUCAUAAAACAGGGUUGUUGCUAGAUCAGAUACAGUCGUGGCUGGAAGUUAAUGAAAAUUGUGUCAAAUUAUGCUAUAUUGAUGCCGUGUUCGCAGCUGUAUCUCAUCUAGACUUCACCAUAAGAGUAACAUUAUUAAAAUACAUAAAAUCAUAA
Molecule: messenger RNA, 1877 nt
Organism: Danio rerio (zebrafish)
Lineage: Eukaryota; Metazoa; Chordata; Actinopteri; Cypriniformes; Danionidae
Source: RefSeq, a predicted model, not a curated record